This is a messenger RNA of Cotesia glomerata, 1473 nucleotides long. Its product is annotated as SUN domain-containing protein 2-like. The transcript is spliced from 4 exons. The coding region runs from base 643 to 1458 and encodes 271 amino acids. NCBI's taxonomy places the organism in Eukaryota, Metazoa, Arthropoda, Insecta, Hymenoptera, Braconidae. The record is from RefSeq and is a predicted model, not a curated record.
UACUGAAGAAACGAAAGAGAGAAAAGAAGGGAGUGGUAGCCAUUGCUAGUGGCCGCCAUGUUUUUCACCAAGUGGGGUGUUUAGAAGGCCGGGGUGAAAAAAUCAUCUCUCAGGAUAUGCAGUGUCAAAAUGGGAAGGAGAUUUAAUUUUUCCUUCAUAAAGACAUGCCAUCCCAUCAACGACAGCGGAACCUCCACCCAGGUACGACAACCGGAACUACUGUAACUUAAUAAAUAAAAAAACAAACAAUAGAAAUCUUAAAAAAAAGUCAACAUCUAAGAACUCGUUUAAAUAAAAGAAUAAAUAUAAAAAAAAAAAAUAAAUAAAUAAAUACAAGAGCAAGAACAACCAACAGGAUUUACCGAUAAUCUUCAAUCUCGAAUCUAAAAUCUUCAAAUUAAAGGAACAAAAUUCAACGGAUUCAUCGUUACAGAUUAAAAAAUGUGGUUUUAUGAGUGAUUAAUUUUAUUAGUAACAUAUUUAUUAAAAGAGUUUGAAGUAAUUUCGUGGUGGUGGUGACCUAAGUCACUUUUGAGGACGGACAAUAAAUUUAAUUAAAAAAAUUUAUUGAGAGAUGAUCACCCCGGAGGCAGUGGAGUUAGCAAAAUUAAAAGGUUCAUGGUGUAGAUCGCUGCUUAGGGAAUGAGGAAUCCGGGCCUACGUUUAGUCGGGCUCACGACGUCACCAAGUGGUGGCGGCGUAUUUGGCACACGGGCCGAGGAGGAGUUGCGACAUUGGCUUGAAUCACGCUUGGAUGCAUUGGGUAUAGACCCGGUUGCGUACUCGCGUUUUGUACUUAGCCUUUUACGUCGCCCCCCCGACUCGGCCCUGAGUCCUCUCGACGAAGACAUUGACUUUGCCGUGGUUAAUCGUCCUGCCGGUGGCGGAGGUGCUGGUGCUGGAGGACGUCGGCAUCACCAUCGUGUCAGACCUAGAGCCCGGAUAUCUGGUGAUCGUGAUCAGCGACGUGCUGUUGUUCAAUGUCUCACAAAUGCUGCUGAUCAGAAAUGUGGAGUUGAACCAUUGGUUGAUGAAUUGUGUGCUAAAUUGCGGAAUCUCGAAGGUAGCAGUGGGUCUACAAAUGAUACUAGUGACACUGAAACGGAAGAAAGUAAAAGAAAAAAUCUAGAAAGUGUCAACAAUAGUAAAUUUGAGACCUUAACACCUCGAGAUAAAGCGUUGAGAUAUUACGCAGCUUUUCCAGCCUUACAGCCUGCCACCCCAAAGAAAAAUAAUAAUUAUAAUCAUAAUAAUAAUAAUAUUAUUAAUAAUAAUAACAAUAAUAAUAAUUAUAAUAAUAACAAUUAUAAUAUUAAUAAAAAUAAUAAUAAUCUCAAGAAGGAUAAAACCUACAGUGCCACCAUUAAUAAUUUGAAUAAAAAAAAUUACAAUAAUAAAAAUAAAAAGAACGAUAAGAAGAGGAAAACUAAAAUGUCCAUUGUGAGUAUAUUAGAUUAAUUUUAGCUUUUGUUU